Molecule: messenger RNA, 3098 nt
Organism: Daktulosphaira vitifoliae (grape phylloxera)
Lineage: Eukaryota; Metazoa; Arthropoda; Insecta; Hemiptera; Phylloxeridae
Gene: Amph
Product: amphiphysin
Exons: 9
Coding region: 310-1623 (437 amino acids)
Cellular component (GO): cytoplasm; plasma membrane
Molecular function (GO): phospholipid binding; protein binding
Source: RefSeq, a predicted model, not a curated record
UUUAGUGUUUCAGUUCAAACGAAAAACGCCGAACUAUAUGAGAAAAUCGUUUGAGUUGUGCGCAUUGUAAGUCAAUAGUUUAAUUAAAAAUACCUAGUGUGAAGUAUUAAUAAAAACGUUAUAAUUAAAAGUAAAAAUAUUGUGUGCCAAACUAUGGAAACAACAGUUAAUUUUUAAAUAAUAGUGGUAUUCCAAGUUGUCAGUCGUUUCUACGUAAAAUAGACGCGUUGCUAAGUUCUGGCAAGAUAAGUAGUUGUUUUUAUCAUUGAUAACGCUGUACGACUACAGCCGUUUGGAAGCGACUAUAACAUGAAUCAGUUGUUGUGCAUUGGUGAUCCGAGUCAGAACGUUAUGGCUGAAAGCAAGGGAUCCCUAAUUGCCAAGUCCGUAUCUAAACAUGCCGGAAGGGCUAAAGAAAAAUUUCUUCAAAACCUAGGAAAAGUAGAUAGGACAGAAGAUGAAAUUUUCAAUGAACAUUUGCAAAAUUUUUCUAAACAACAAAAUUCAGCUAAUAAGUUGCAAAAAGAAUUUAACAACUAUAUUCGUUGUAUUCGAGCUGCCCAAGUAGCCAGUAAAAGUCUUAUGGAAACAUUAAAUGAAAUGUAUGAAAGUCAAUGGGUUGGUCAUGAUCAUAUGUGUACUCAGUCCAAUAGUCUGGACAUGUUGUGGAGUGAUUAUAGUCACAAAUUAGCUGAUCAAGUACUCAUUCCGUUAAACACGUAUCAAGCUCAAUUCGCUGAAACAAGAAAAAAGAUUGAUAAACGUAAUAGGAAACUAGUUGAUUAUGACAGUCAGAGACAUAGUAAUCAGUUGGCCAGCAAUGGUGCUGGUAAGAAAAAAGAUGAAGCUAAAAUGAUAAAAGCUAAAGAACAGUUUGACGAAGUGAAGCGGAAGUUUGAUCUUAUUAAUAGUGAGUUGCAUGAUGAACUUCCAGCUCUUUACAAUUCUAGGGUAUUGUUCUUGAUAACUAACUUACAACCAUAUUUUGCUGCUGAACAACUAUUUCACUGUGAAUCAUCAAAAGUGUUUUCAGAAAUGGAGUCAAUUGUAGAUAAGUUAGCAAAUGAUUACCAACACCAAUCAAAAAUGUUGAACUACUUUGUACGAAACAACAAAACAGCCAAUAACAUAUCUAAUAAUGUAUCAUCAACUUUACAGUCUCCUGCAUCUCCAAACUCAGUAAAUGAUGAGGAUGCUCCAAAAUCCCCAAGUUUAUCUCCUUCUCCACCAGAAACUGCUGUGAUUAAAACACCUGAUAGCAUCAAUGAAGUAAUAUCCAAAAACGUAAAUGAAGAAAAGUUGGUAAAUGGCAAUAGUCCUCAAACCAACGGAGUUGCUCCUGCUAGACAUGAAAAUGGCAGUACUAAAAAUUUAACUGCUGAUAUAGAAAUCCCUCCAGGUGCCACAACUGAUAAUUUACCAGCUGGUGUUUUAUACAGAGUAGUAGCAACAUAUAAGUAUGAUGCAGAGGAUACAGAUGAAUUGUCAUUUGAAAAAGGUGAAAUUAUUAGUGUAGUACCAUAUGACGAUCCAGAUACUCAAGAAGAAGGCUGGUUGAUUGGUAUUAAAGAGAGUACUGGUGAAAAAAAAUUAUUCCCUGCGAAUUUUACAAGACCUUUGUGAAAAUCACAUUACUUCAGGCUCAAAUGGAUUGCAGCAAUACCAAAUAUUAUGAAGCUCAGUUUUUGGUCUAUAAUAAUUUCAUUUUAUUUCUAUACAUUUUUGUUUAUAAACUUUAACAAAAGUUAAUGCCUACACACUUUGAACUGUGUAUAAAAAACAAUUCUAAUGACUUUUAUGGCAUUUAAAACAUUUAUAUUAUUUACAAUACCAUUACUAUUCAUUUUGAAUAUAAUAAAUAUAUAUAUUUUUUUAUGAUUUUAAGUCAUAUUAUAUAUUAUAUGAAUAGCAUAAAAUGUAAAAUUGUAUUGAUGUUGCUAAGUAUUAAUUUGACUGAUUGAGAUAUUGUUACGAAUUUAUUAGGUUUGAUUUUUAAUAUUUACUUUUUGCUUAGCUAUUAAACCUAGUAUAAUGUUCUCACAAAUUUAUUGUAACAAGUGCCUUUAAGUAUUUUUAUUCUUCUAAAUUUUUUUAUCUUUUGAAAUAAUGUCUUUUAUAUUUAUUAUUUUUGUUAAUAAUAAAACAUAUAGAAUAUUAAAAUAACAAAUACACCUAACAAUUCAUUUUUAUCUUUUAAGGUUAAUUAUGAAGUUUAUCAACUAUAAUUUUUACUCGUAUUUUAGAUUUGCUACUUUUAUUUUUCAUGUGUUGUUAUGUUGUUGUAUUUGUGUGUUAAAUGUUUUUCUUUAUUUAGUAAGUGAUUAGUAUGUAAAGAUUAUCAAUCAUUUUAAUAUUAACUUGUAUUAUUUACCCGUCCCUAUACUUAUUCUUGUAGUCAGUAAUAUGUUGUAAAUAAUUAUAGUUAAAAUUUAGUGUAAUUUUAUAACAAAUUAAUAUUUUAUGAUACAUUAUGAAUUAUUUUAAUAAUAUGGUUGGUCUGUAAAUGUUAUUUUAAUUUUUUGUUGACGAGCUAACAAGUUAUCAUACUUAGUAUUGAGAUGCAAAAUAAGCUAACAAAUAAUUUGUAAUGAAUUUAAAGACUUAAUUUAACACAAUAACAAGCAGCUUAUUACAUUUAAUGUUAUAAUAAGUUAUUUGUGUUUGAUAUUGGAAAUCCUUAGAUUUCCUAUGAUAUUAUGUAUUUUUUUUUAUAGUUGCUAUAAAAAUAAUAUUGAACAAAAAUUAAAAAUACAAUCACUACAAUGUCAUGAAAUUAGAUAUAAAUUGUCUAAUUUAACUUAACAAGUAUAACAAAAUAUAACUUUAAAUUAAUUUUUAUAUUUAAUGUUAAGUUGUACUUUCAAUGUCCCCACAGUCAUAAGAUAACUAUUUUCCAAAGCUUGCACAUUUAACUUUGAGUAAAUGUCUGUUAUGAUUUAUUAUUUGUCUUGUUUUUAUGCAAGAUAUUUAUUUUUCUAUUUUCAUGGUUAAAACCAAUAGUUAUGAGUUAAGUGAAGUAAUAUCUAUACAUUGUCUAUUCCUAAUAUGUAACUAUUAUAUUCUUUUUUUGCAGUAUAGUUUUUCAUGAUAAAUUUAAA